UCAACCUGUCAUUCAUUAGGUAUAUUUAAACAAACAAACAAAUAAAUAAAAGUUUAAAUUUGCAUAGUCACAAUUAUUAAACUCCAAUUAUGAGUUUAAUAAACAAUUAUCAAAUUGAUAAAAUGGAUUAUGAUGAUUCUGUUGAAACAAAAACAGAUUUAAUAAAUAUACUUGAUGAUGAUAGUUUAUCAAUAAUAUUUUCGUAUCUUCAACCGCUUGAACUUGUUGAAAUAAAAGAAGUUAGUCAACGAUGGAAUUAUCUGGCAGACUUAGCUUGGAUUUAUAUCAAAAAAUUUGAAUAUACUAAUCAAAUUUUUGGCUAUGAAAAUAACUGGCGAUUGAUAAAUUUUAAUCAAUUAAAAAAUGUCAUUUUAAAUUGUGGUCGUUAUUUAACACAUUUAACAUUAAAAAAUUUAUGUGGAUCUGAAAUUGUACCAUUGAUACGUGAUCAUUGUCACAAUCUCGUUAGACUUGAAUUAGUUUUACUUCUAAUGAUUAAUAGAGAUGAUUUUAAAUUUGCAUUUACUAAAAUGAAUCAACUAAAUUACAUAUCAAUUAGUAUGGAUCCAGUAUAUCAUUGGAAUGAUGAAUGUUUGUAUGGAGCUAUUUUAUCAACUCUUCAUUCAUCUAUCAAUGAAAUUCAUUUCCCAUCAAUAUGUGAUUCUCGUGAAAAUAAGCCAAGUAUAAGAUAUUGCAAUUCUAAGUCCUUUGUACCCUGGAUGAAAAAAUUUGAUAAUCUUCAAGCAUUGACAUUGCAUUAUCAAGCAAUGGAUGAGCAUGAUAUGUCAACAAUAUUAAAUUUUAAAACAUUAUUACAUUUGUCAUUGAGCAAUUCAAAAAUUGAAGAUUAUUGUUUGAUAGGUUUAUCUAAUUUAAUUAAUUUAGAAUAUUUAGAUUUAUCAUAUGUGGAUGAGGUUGAUAAUUAUGUAGUUUGGAAAAUUGCUGAUAAUUGUUGUAAAUUAAAAUAUUUGAAUUUAAAAAAGUGCUCAUCUGUUACUGGAAAAUCUAUAAACAAAUUAACAAAACUCAUAGAUUUGGAACAUUUAAUUGUUGAAAAGUUAUCUCUUUGA
Molecule: messenger RNA, 1070 nt
Organism: Aphidius gifuensis
Lineage: Eukaryota; Metazoa; Arthropoda; Insecta; Hymenoptera; Braconidae
Exons: 3
Coding region: 90-1070 (326 amino acids)
Molecular function (GO): protein binding
Source: RefSeq, a predicted model, not a curated record